AGAGAGAAGGAUAGUGGCUUGGUGCAAGUGCGAUCCCCCCCCCCCCCCCCCCACAUCUCCCGCAGAGUCCACGGCCGAUCCAUCCCCUCGUGCAGGCCGCCGGCGGCGGGGAGGAGGAGGAGGAGGCGAUGGCGUCGUCGCAGGCCAACCUCGACAAGAUGCAGCUCCGCCAGAGCUACCGCAACCUCUGGCACUCCGAUCUCACCAGCACCAUCCAGGCCGACUUCCCAUAUUGCUGCCUCGCGCUCUGGUGUGGACCAUGUGUGUCAUACAUGCUUCGCAAAAGGGCUCUGUAUAAUGACAUGUCAAGAUAUGUCUGCUGUGCUGGGUACAUGCCAUGCAGUGGGAAGUGUGGUGAAAGCCGAUGCCCAGAGUUCUGUCUUGCUACUGAGGUGUUUCUGUGCUUUGGUAAUUCAGUUGCUUCAACCCGCUUCUUGCUCCAAGAUGAAUUCAACAUACAGACAACUAAAUGCGAUAACUGCAUCAUUGGCUUCAUGUUCUGCCUCCAACAAAUUGCUUGUAUCUUCUCUAUAGUUGCCGCUAUUGUUGGUAGUGAAGAGCUUUCAGAGGCUUCCCAAAUCCUUUCCUGCUUGUCUGAUAUGGUCUACUGCUCGGUUUGCGCCUGUAUGCAGACCCAACACAAAAUUGAAAUGGACAAGAGAGAUGGGAAGUUCGGCCCACAGCCCAUGGCAGUGCCUCCAAUGCAGCAAAUGUCGCGCAUCGAUCAGCCUAUUCCACCUCCUGUUGGGUACACACCACAACAGCCAGCAUACGGUCAGCCUUAUGGUGGCUAUCCUCCUGCUCCGCCUGCUCAAGGUUAUCCACCAGCUGCUUACCCUCCGGCAGGUUACCCCCAGGGUGGUGCAUACCCUCCCCCUGGCUCUUAUCCCCCACCUGGUUCCUACCCGCCUCAGGGCUCCUACCCUCCUCCACAAGGUUACUACGGCAAGUAAAGGAAAUGCAGAAAUUGGAGAUAUGUCUUUGUGACGAAAUCGGUAUAUUGUGAACAAUGUAAACAUUAGGGUGGUUGUAGUGUUAUUAUAGGUGAUGUCGAUAUAUUAAUCGAUCUGUGACUGGUCUGGGUGGUAAACUGCAAACAUAAUUUGGAUUCCUCCGGGUGUGGUAUACUGUGAACCCGUUUCGUAGAAAUUAUCAGCUCCCCGUGUUGAUCAUUCUUGAAUACGUUCUUCUCUGAAUAAAGGAUCGCCAUGAAAUGUCAACUUAGA
Molecule: messenger RNA, 1226 nt
Organism: Oryza sativa Japonica Group (Japanese rice)
Lineage: Eukaryota; Viridiplantae; Streptophyta; Magnoliopsida; Poales; Poaceae
Source: RefSeq, a predicted model, not a curated record